Xenopus tropicalis (tropical clawed frog) is the source of this 4439-nucleotide messenger RNA. RefSeq names its product spindlin interactor and repressor of chromatin binding (gene spindoc). The record is from RefSeq and is a predicted model, not a curated record. The transcript has 6 exons. NCBI's taxonomy places the organism in Eukaryota, Metazoa, Chordata, Amphibia, Anura, Pipidae. Bases 245 to 3709 code for a protein of 1154 amino acids.
CGCCACCCAUAAAGUCCUGUGCGGCGCUGGAUCUCGGCCCCGCCUCCGUACAUGGCCUCUGCCCACAACUCCUCAGUCCUGUGCGGCGCGGCGGGCAGACCCCGCCUCUCUCUCUGCCAAACAGCAUCGCCGCCUCUCAGUCCUGUGCGGCGCUUGGAUAUGCCUGGCCACGCCCCCUUGUUACGUCUCCGGUAAGCCCCGCCCUCCUGUGCGGUGCUGAGCGCUGUGUAAAGCUGGCCCUGUGAUGUCUCAGGUCCCAAUGUUCCGACGGGGGGCACAGAAAAGAAAGAAGGUAAAAGAAGCGCGGGAGGCAGUGUCCGCUGUGCAGGAGGCGACAACUGCGAUAGAAGGGCAUGAAGUGACAGGGGGGCCCCAAGUGGGCCCAGAAGAAGAACAAGCAUCGAGGAGCGGUCUCCUGGAGCAGGAAAGCUCGGUGAUUAGCAUGAAGGAGGAGGCCACGGGGGACAGCAGCUUUACAGAUGUUUUGUACCCAGACCUAUCUCAGUCACAAGGGGCAGGACUCUUUUCAUCCUCUCGUCCUGGUUGCUGGAGUUCCCCAGAUAUUAGUGGAGAUGGCCAGAUACUUGGAGGAGGAGUAGCACCUGACCAUUGUGAAGAGAGGGCUUCCAGGCCUGGGAACAGCCGCAUUCCUGGGAAGGACCACCGCCGUUAUUACCACAAUCACUGGAGGCUUGAAUACCUGAUGGACUUCAAUGCUCGCAGUCACAGCAUGAUCUGCAUGGUGUGUGGAAGUUCAUUAGCUACUUUGAAACUUAGCACCAUCAAACGUCAUAUUCUGCAGAAACACCCCUAUUCCCUAAACUGGACAUCCAGUGAAAAAGAGGUCAUUAUUGGCAGCUGGGAUGCACACCUUUCUGUGGAUGCUCAAACGCUGACAACUGCAGAGGACCCUGGCAUCCCCAUUCCUAAGAAAAGGCGACGACGCCUCCCCCCUGUUAGUAAAGGAACCUGGCGGCCCUUAGCGGGACCUGAAAUUAUACAACCUUCUUCACCGGACACUAGCCAUUUAGAGCAGUAUUUAAAUGAGUCACUUCAGCAGUGGUUCAGAGUUGAAUUUCUCAUGGAUUAUGAUUGUCAGGGCAACCAGCUUCACUGCAUGAUGUGUGCUACAGUCCUACCCAGCCUUAACCUGGCUGACAUAAAAAACCACAUACUGCAAACACACCCUACAUCCUUACAACUUACUCCUACUCAGAAAAGUGUGAUCCUUGAAGCUUGGGCAAAUCGUGGAGAGAACAUAGAGGAAGAGGUGGAAGAUGAAUUAGAAGAAGAUGAUGAUGAGGAGGAGGAGGAGGAUGAGGAAGAUGAUGAUUUGGAAAAAAGAGACAUUGAGGAAAGUAAUGAAUUUGUCAAGGAACCUAAUGUGGUUGUUAAUGAUGACAAGGAUAUUUCAGAAGGGCUUGAAAAACAAAACAGUGCUUCUACAUUUGAGGUAAUGGAAGAGGAUGUUUCCAGUGAUAAUGAGUCCCAAACGGAGAAAGAUCAGCUUAAGCUGAGUAGUGUACCACGGCUGGAGCAGGAGAAGCUUAAGGAGAUAAAUGAUCAAAGACUAGAAUGUGAUAAACAAAAGACAAGAAAAUCUCGACACCCAACAGAUGAAAAGCAAGAAGCGCCAGGGCCAGAAGAAGAGGCCAUAAAAUCAGGAAAGUCUCCACUAUUGGAAGGAAAGCACUUAAACAAGAAAGAGGCUCAGUUAUGGGACAGUAAAGACACUAAGCCAAGACCUGCUCUUGAGUCAGACAAUGCAAAGCAUAAGGAGGACCAGAAGAGACAGGAAGAGCCUUUAAAUAAAUUCCAUAAGUCAUUAAAGGUGCAAAAGAAAAGUGAAGAUCCCCCAAGUGAGGAUGACACAAUUGCUGAAGCAGAUCAGCUACAGGGAAGAAAUCUGCAAAAAGAUACUUCACAGGCAAUAGAGGAGGGACAUGGAACAGAACUGAAUAAAGGGAAGGUGCAAACAACAGUGCGGGCUCAGAUAACAGUGGAUGAUGGAAAGAAGCUGCUCUUGGAUGCAAAAAACAAACAGACAGUACAAACGCAGCAUAUGGAUCUCAACGGAAAGGCAGUUCUGGGCAUUGGGCUGCCUGUUCUAAAAGUGGACUCUCAAACACCACUCAUCAUUGCUCGUGUAUCUGUCAUACCAGAUUCCUCCGUUAUUCAUCCCUUGAAACCUUGCCUCAUGAAGCCUUGGAAGUCAUCAACCCUUCAGCCUAUUAUGCCUGCCCCAGUCCAGCCCAUCAUACCCUCCGCGGUCCAGCCCAUCAUACCCUCCCUGGUCCAGCCCAUCAUGCCUGCCCCAGUCCAGCCCGUCAUACCCUCACUGGUCCAGCCCAUCAUGCCUGCCCCAGUCCAGCCCAUCAUGCCCAUGGCAUCCUCUGCCCAGCCCUUAAUGCCUACUUUGUCUGCAACAUCUGAACUGGCCAAAUCCUGGAGAGCAAUCGCUCCCAAAGUUUCUGCAGCAGAUUCAACUCUUCUUAAACCACCUUCUGCUGAUGUUACCCGUUGGCCCCUUGGAAUUGACCCCAUGCUUUGGGAGGUUUGCCUUUGGAGGGAGAACAAGGACAACAGCCAGUAUGGUGCCUAUCAGCACCACUGGCAUUCAGAUUUCUUGAUGGAUUACAAUGGGCUGCGGGGCAGUGUUGUAUGCAUGUACUGCUGCUCAUCCCUCACUGUUUUGAAAGAGAGUAGCAUCAAACGGCACAUCAUACAGAAACAUCCACACACAGGGAACUUUACAACUGAAGAGAAAAAUGCUGUUAUCCACGAGUGGGAGACACGGGUGGCUGAAGUGAGAAAGAUGGUGCCUGAACUACAGAAAGAAGCAACCGGAGAUUCAGACACCAUUCAGGAUGGUGUCAUAGUGGCAAAUGGUGACCUUGUUGAAGAGGCCGAAGAUGAGAAAAGCACUACGACAAAUGCGCAGACCACAGAGGGUCGUGGAGCCUCAUGGGAUUUUGCCUUUGGAAGAGUCCAAGGAGUGACAAAUGAUCCUCGUACUUAUCAGCAUGAGCGCUGGAAGCUGGAGUAUCUGAUGGAUUACACGCCACAAAAGGAUGGAUUGAUCUGUAUGGUGUGUGGGGUUAUUUUAAUGAAUCCCAAAAUUAGUUCUGUUAAGAUGCACAUCCAGCAGAAGCACCCAGAUACCACCUACUUUAGUGACCAAGAGAAGACCGUGGUCAUGGAGGAGUGGGAACAAAAAAUGGCUGCAGGCCACAAGAAGAUAGUCCACCAAGAUGGAGGAGAUGAAAUCUAUAUUGAAAUCAAUGAAGAGUCAUCAUUAUCUGCAAACAAUGGAUUAAAUGCUGAAAUCUGUAACCCUCAAUCAAAAAUGAUCACCCCAUCUGUUUCCAAACCUGCAUCCUCAGCGCCAUCCCUCCCCCCACCUUGUAACAGUGCUAAGCGCAACUACCAGGUCCGCUGGCGUACAGAAUUCAUGAUGGACUACGACUGUCGUCGUCAGGGUCUUAUCUGCAUGGUGUGCGGGGGCACCUUGGCCACCCUGAAAGUCAGCACUAUUAAGCGUCACAUUGUUCAGGUGCAUCCUUAUUCAGUGGACUUCACAGCUGAGGAAAGGCAAAGGAUUCUAGAGGCGUACAGUGAGAUGGCCCUGCAUUACAUACACUCUGAGGAAUGCUUUAAACAGCAGCCACAGGAUGAGCUAAAAAAGGGCAGGAGGAAGAACAUAGAGUAAAACAAGAGACCCUAUUGGACAUAACAGUUUUUUUUUGUGUGUGUGGCAGGUUGUUCUGAAGAAAGAGGAUUACAUAGACUCUGCUGGUUUCCACUCUUCUUUUUUUUAUCACUCAUUGUGAAGAUUGCCUUAUGUAGUGCGGCAAUUAUUUCUCUUUAUGUUUUCAGACAGAGACUUGUGUUGUGGCUCAUUUGGCUCCUUCCUGUCAGACACUGACUGUCCAAGAAAUUUCAUUUAACAAAUCUGCAGAGCUCCCUUGUUGCUGCUUCCUACAAUAUGCAUAACCAUGCUCCUCUCCUUUCAUCAUGCUCUGCUGAGACGCAUCCAAAAAUAAGCUCCUUUUGUUUAACAGAAGUAAAGGGAUCAUCUCAAAAAUAUAAUUUUUUGUUAACGAACAAAAGUUUAUUUAAAAAAAAAAUUUUUUUUUUUGUGUUCCCUGCUUCAGAAUGCUCCGAGGAGCACUUUUGAGUGAAGAACCCCCUGCAAAAAAAGGAAGCCAAUGAAUAUUCCUAUUAUUAAUUUAUUAACAUGUUUAGAGUCAGAGCGGUCUCCACUGUAAAUCUUGUUUGUUUCCCAUCAUGUUGUACAGGCUAGAGGAUGUGAUUAGGGGAGUAUUGGUUCUCUGAUGGCAAAACGUUUACUGGGUAACAUUAUGUACAAAGGAUUCCCUUGCAAAACAUUAUUUUUACUGGUUUUUUUUUCUCAGUAUAAAACAAAUUUUGAACAGAAA